AGAACAUGUUUGUUCGUAGUAUUCGUUCCUGUCCAGUUAGGCCCCAACCAACUUUCCAAGCCGCCAAGCACCAAUACCGUGGGUUCCAUUCUUCAAAACAAGUUUCCAUCGUUUCCAAUUCUAAAUCUUCAUCCCUCUUUGCCACAAACCCACCUUUACCUUCAACUUCAACUUCAACCUCAACCCAUCUUCGAAGGUAUAAACAGGAACAACAGAGAGAAACCCUUUCUCUCUCUAAGAAAGCAAUGGUGGCGCUACUUGUAGCAACCAGGUCCGACUCGGCUUCCAUCAACCCGGCCAAUGCCCUAUUGGCCAUGCCCGGUUGGCAACCCGGACCCGAUUUCCAGGAUGAUAUGAAGAGCUUUGUGAAUGAAGGGUUGAGGGUUUUGCUGCAUGGGAAGAGUAUAGUGGUGGAAGAUGACUUGGACAAGAGAUGGGAAGAGGUUACAGGAGAGGUUGUUGAUGAAGUCAUCUUCUUUAGCAAGCACACAGCUGUUUCUAACAAACCUGCACUAACUGUUCACCCUAUUGGAGUUCCUCAUUUGCGUGAAGGGGAUGUUCCGCCUCAAGGCGGAAAACCUGGAUGGGCAGCGCUGCCAAAUCCUAGGAUGGGACCUUGGCUUCGACUUUUAAAAAAGAUUGCUGAGGCUCGUAAUCUGGUUCCUGAAUUUGAGAUUACUUUGGAGGCCACUCAUCAUGGACCAGUGACUAAUAAGCCAACCAUGUUUCUAGAGAUUGGUAGUACAGAUGACUAUUGGAAGAGACUAGAUGCUGCUGAAGUUAUGGCUCAGUUAGUCUGGGAAGGACUUGGACUUGGAGGAGGAACAGAUAUAGGAAACUGGGGCAGGGAGAAUGAUAAGAAGAAAGUCCUUCUUGGGAUAGGUGGUGGACAUUAUGCACCUCGGCAUAUGGAUGUAGUACUGAAAGAUGAUGUUUGGGUGGGGCACCUGCUUUCUGGAUAUUCACUGCCAAUGGAAGACCCAAACAAUGCAAAGGGAGAAAGAAAUACAGAGAUCGGUGGUACUUGGAAAGAGUCUAUAAAAGCUGCAUAUGAGGCCUCUAAAUCUGCUUUUCCUGGUGGUGAAAUUCUUGCACAUCUUGACCACAAGAGUUUCAAAGGCUGGCAAAAAAACGCUAUCACAGGAUUCCUCACAGAGCAGAAUAUAAAAAUUGGAAAGCCAAAUAACUUCUAUUGAGUUUUGACUUUAGUGGAUUUCUGCAGACUGCGGAAAGAAGCUGGCUUAAGAUUUUUGUAGAACAGCAGACUAGCAAUUCAGUUCAGUUCACCUUUAGAUUAUUGUGACAGUUAUUAAGUGAAGUUUGUGAUAUACUGAUAUAUAGAUAAAUUCUAAUUUUAAUAAAAAUUAUACAUGUAUCAAUCAAACAAUAUAGAAGCUUGGCAUUUUAUGUUAUGUUCUUAUGCAUUUAUUUGUGGAUUUGUACCCUAGACUGAUGAUAAAUGUACAGCAGAUUGGUUAUGUUACCUUGACAAUAUUUGAGUCAAAGAUGAACAAUAAAUUAUAGUUCCAUGACCACCUA
Messenger RNA from Lotus japonicus, 1539 nucleotides. RefSeq names its product D-aminoacyl-tRNA deacylase. The coding region runs from base 6 to 1196 and encodes 396 amino acids. Gene Ontology annotation, molecular function: D-aminoacyl-tRNA deacylase activity. The record is from RefSeq and is a predicted model, not a curated record. NCBI's taxonomy places the organism in Eukaryota, Viridiplantae, Streptophyta, Magnoliopsida, Fabales, Fabaceae. The transcript has 9 exons.